AUGAAACCAGGAUCGAUGAAUGAUAUUCCCUGUGAUAGUGGAUUGCGGCAGCUCAAACAGCAUCUUGAAAAAUCAGCCAACAAACUUAUAACAUAUCAAAAUUUGUUAGAAGCCAUGGAAAAAGGAGAUGUGAAUGAUGCCGUGCUGGAACACUGCCCUAAUUUGUCAAAAGUUAUAACGGAAAAUGCUAAGCUCAAGUAUAACGUCGAGAUCCUUCAGGCGAGCAUACGUGAACAGGAACAGUUGAAUAAGAAAAACGGUAUUAAAAAUAUUAGUACUGAAGCACCUAUGGAAAAGAAGUCGAAAACGGAAAAGCUAUCAGAAAAUGGUAGUGAAAAAUCGACUGGAAAUAAAAAACCCUCCACGGAAACCAAAAAGUGCAAUUAUGUUAUUGUGAAGGAUUUUGGAAAUUCGUUGCUACAUAUGUUGCGCGCCUUAUUUUCAGAUAGUGUUUCCAAGCUAUAUCCAGAAAUGUCUGCUAUUCCUAUUUUGAUAACAGAAACUCAGCAAGUUAAGUUUGGUGACUAUCAGUUCAAUUCGUCGAUGUCCAUUGCUAAGAAGUUAGAACAAAAUGGUCAAAAGGUUUCUCCUCAGGAAGUUGCACGAAAAAUCCUUGACAACCUGCCGAAGUGUGAUCGAAUUGAGAAGAUGGAAGUUGCUGGACCCGGUUACAUCAACAUAUUUUUGAAUAGGAGCUGGAUUGGCGCAAGCAUUGCAAAUAUCAUGAUAAAGGGUAUUGAAACUCCAGUAAUUGAAAAACGUCGUGUUGUAGUUGAUUUUUCGUCUCCGAAUAUCGCGAAACAGAUGCACGUGGGUCAUUUAAGAUCCACAAUUAUAGGCGACAGUAUUGCUCAUUUGCUCACCUAUGUUGGUUUCGAUGUUCUUCGUUUAAAUCACGUUGGCGAUUGGGGUACGCAGUUUGGCAUGCUAAUUGCUCAUUUGCAAGACCGUUUUCCAAAUUUCAUCAAUGAAGUACCUCCAAUUUCAGAUUUGCAGGCUUUCUAUAAGGAAUCGAAGAAGCGUUUUGACGAAGAUGAAGCAUUCAAAGCCCGCUCUUAUCAAUGCGUUACUAAGCUGCAAAGUUUCGACCCAUAUUUCGUGAAAGCGUGGCAAAUGAUCUGCGAUGUUUCACGGAAAGAUUUCAAUCAAAUUUACGAUCGAUUGGAUAUAUCUAUUGUUGAACGAGGCGAAUCAUUCUAUCAGAAAUAUAUGGUUGAACUCGUUGGGGAACUCGACAAAUUGGGUGUUUUGCAGCUUGAUGAAGGGAGAAAGAUUUUAAGAUUUGGUGAAGAAAUCCCACUCACUGUCGUCAAAUCAGAUGGUGGUUUUACAUACGACACAUCUGAUCUGGCAGCUCUGAAAUAUCGCUUGUUUGUCGAUAAAGCUGAUUGGAUUAUUUAUGUUGUUGAUGCUGGACAGAGUCUACAUUUUGAACUACUAUAUGCUGCCGGUCAGAAACUUGGUUGGUAUUCACCGACUGAAAAACGUGUCGAAUUUGUCGGUUUUGGUCUAGUUUUGAGUGAAGACAAAAAAAAAUUUAAAACGCGGUCAGGUGAUACAGUUCGAUUAUCAGAUCUGCUUGAUGAGGGUGUGAAGCGAGCAGAAAUAAAAUUACAAGAAAAAAGGCGAGAUGAGAUUAUGAUUUCGGAAGAGUUGGCAUUAGCCCGUGAUGCUGUCGCAUAUGGUUGUGUGAAAUAUGCCGAUUUGUCGCAAACUCGUACGCAGGAUUAUGUCUUCUCAUUUGAUCGGAUGUUGGAUGACCGAGGCAAUACUGCUGUUUAUCUUCUCUACGCCUUUGCUAGAAUAAAAUCAAUAUGUCGCAACACUGGAGUUUCUGAGGAGGAUAUUCAGAACUAUGUGAGCAGUUUGCCUGAUGGAGUUCUUCCGCUAGAACAUAAAUCGGAGUUUAAAUUAGCAAAAACAAUCCUGAAAUUUACUGAUUGCAUCUUGAAUAUUUUGGAUAAUUUUCUCUUGCAUCAACUCUGCAUCUAUGUCUACUCUCUUGCAACAAUAUUCCACGACUUUUACAAUGAGUGUUACGUAAUUCAGAAAGAUCUUGAUGGUAUGUUCUUUUUUUUGCUCUCAUUAGCCAUAUUAUUUCGUACAGCAUACAAUAUUGCUGAUAGAAAAACGACGAUUCAUUAUCAGCGGCUAGUGCUGUGCAAGGUGACAGCCGCUGUAAUGGCUGACUGCUUCAAGAUAUUGGGAUUGAAAACUAUUGAAAAGAUGUAA
Molecule: messenger RNA, 2232 nt
Organism: Cercopithifilaria johnstoni
Lineage: Eukaryota; Metazoa; Nematoda; Chromadorea; Rhabditida; Onchocercidae
Source: the annotation of a GenBank genome assembly